Messenger RNA from Durio zibethinus, 887 nucleotides. RefSeq lists its product as uncharacterized. Lineage: Eukaryota; Viridiplantae; Streptophyta; Magnoliopsida; Malvales; Malvaceae. Gene Ontology annotation, biological process: translation. The record is from RefSeq and is a predicted model, not a curated record. Gene Ontology annotation, cellular component: mitochondrial large ribosomal subunit. Gene Ontology annotation, molecular function: structural constituent of ribosome.
GUCUUUCUAAUUUAUUAAAAAAUUAAAAAAAAAAGUUAAGAAAACCCCUAAACCCUUCCCUGCUCACUUCUGCUUCUUUGAUCUGCUAAAGCCUCGAGCGAUUUUCACUUGUCAGGGUCUCAUAGUUUUGGUUAAAACGAGAAAAAAUGCCGCUGGGACUGAUAUUAGGGAUAGGAAGGGCGUUUCGCAGGAAGCGUACCUCAUCGCUUGACAUUCUCUCGUCGAAACGAGCCCCACGAGAUUACUACAAGGGAAAGAACUGCAAAUCUACUGGUUUCCACACUCGCAAAGGUGGAUAUGUUCUGAUGCAGGAGAAGUUGCCGAACUAUUUGGUUCCUGAUUUGACCGACUUCAAGGGAAGUUUCGAUUUCUCUAUUUGUGGACAAGCAUUCUAUAUCAGCUUAAACCUUAUGUAUCCCAGUGCCCAAGAAAAGUCAAAACCACAGAGGCUGCUGAAUCAACUAAAUAUCAGAUGGAAUGAGAACAGUAAUUUCAUCUUGUCUUUCAACGUCUAACUGCAGUCAUAUUAAACAAAUUUCAACAUGUUCUUGUGGUGUCCAACGACUAGAUCAGGGUCUUGGCGGUUCUGUCUUUGUGCUAGUUUUUAGAUUCUUAACCAUUUGCCUGUGAUAGUGAGAUCUGGUUGCUUAAGAUAAAUGUAUGACAUUUCAGCAUAACCUAUUGGAGAACCUCAUUUAGUUGAACCUAUAACAUGUUACUGCUGAUACCCAUCAAGAGGGAAAUCUGGACAUAUAAGCAAUAAGAUGAUACUGUCUUUAACAUUUGAACUCAUCAAUGUCUAUAUUUUCAGUUGCUCUUUUUUGAGAUGGCACAAUGUAAAUUGGAAAUUCUAUUCCUUUAUCAUCUAUUUUUCUGCUAAUAUUUAA